Messenger RNA from Euleptes europaea (tarantolino), 1198 nucleotides. RefSeq names its product dual specificity phosphatase 1 (gene DUSP1). Gene Ontology annotation, cellular component: cytoplasm; nucleus. NCBI's taxonomy places the organism in Eukaryota, Metazoa, Chordata, Lepidosauria, Squamata, Sphaerodactylidae. Gene Ontology annotation, biological process: endoderm formation; protein dephosphorylation; negative regulation of p38MAPK cascade. The record is from RefSeq and is a predicted model, not a curated record. Gene Ontology annotation, molecular function: MAP kinase tyrosine/serine/threonine phosphatase activity; protein tyrosine/threonine phosphatase activity. The transcript is spliced from 4 exons. Bases 1 to 1110 code for a protein of 369 amino acids.
AUGGUCAACAUGCAGGUGUGCGCCCUGGACUGCGAGACCCUGCGGGGGCUGCUGGAGGACCGGGCGGGGCAGUGCCUCCUCCUCGACUGCCGCUCCUUCUUCUCCUUCAGCGCCUCGCACGUGGGCGGCUCCCACAACGUCCGCCUGAGCACCAUCGUGCGGCGGCGGGCCAAGGGGGCCGUGGGGCUGGAGCACGUCCUGCCCAGCGAGGAGGCGCGCGCCCGCCUGCGCAAGGGCCUCUACCACGCCGUGGUGCUGCUGGACGAGCGCAGCGCGGACCUGGAGGCGCCCAAGCGCGACAGCGCCCUCCUGCUGGCCCUCAACACCCUCGGCAGGGAGGCCCGCGGCGUCCGCCUCUGCUUCCUCAAGGGAGGAUACGAAGCCUUGUCAUCUUCAUACCCGGAGUUGUGCACAAAGCCGUCUGCUCCCAAGGGCCUGACUCUGCCUCUCAGCACCAACAAUGUGCCUGGCAGCACAGAUUCAAACUGCAGCUCCUGCGGGACCCCUCUGUACGAUCAGGGUGGUCCAGUGGAAAUCCUACCUUUCCUGUACUUGGGUAGUGCCUACCAUGCUUCCAGGAAAGAUAUGCUGGAUGCUCUGGGGAUCACCGCCUUGAUCAACGUCUCUGCAAACUGCCCGAACCAUUUUGAGGGCCACUAUCAGUACAAAAGCAUCCCCGUAGAGGAUAACCACAAGGCUGACAUCAGUUGCUGGUUUAACGAAGCCAUCGACUUCAUAGACUCUGUUAAAAAUGAUGGCGGACGAGUGUUUGUUCACUGUCAAGCUGGCAUCUCCCGCUCAGCAACCAUCUGCCUCGCUUACCUUAUGAGGACCAACCGAGUCAAACUGGACGAAGCCUUUGAGUUUGUCAAGCAGAGGAGAAGCAUCAUCUCCCCCAACUUCAGCUUCAUGGGACAGUUGCUGCAGUUCGAGUCCCAGGUCCUGGCCCCAAAUUGCUCGGCGGAGGCUGGAAGCCCUGCCAUGGCGGCAUUGGACAGGGGGGCACCCACGACAACUGUCUUCAACUUCCCAGUCUCCAUUCCCGUCCAUCCUUCUGCCAAUGCACUAAACUACCUUCAGAGCCCGAUCACCACUUUGCCAAGCUGCUGAAAGGCAGGUGCAAACUGACUCUCGACACAAAGAUCUGAUACUGUGGCUCUUAUCUCAAAAAGUGCAAUAACCAGGGGGACAGUUAACC